CGAUCACAUGGUAUCGAUAUGGUGACGAAAGACAUGGUUCUUAGAUGGAAAUUAUUUGGGAAUUUUCGUUACCUUAUCGUUUGCUAUCAAAAGAAGCGUAUUCAAUUCCAGAAGUAAAUUUAUUUAGAAGCAAAGAUUAUAACGCUUAGUAGAGAACUAAUGAGCAAUUUAUGAACUUAACAAGUUGACGACCGACUUGCGAUAACUUCCGAGGAGUUUGUUAUUUGUCACACGUGUAACCUUAGUCUGCUUGGGAAGAUGGACACUGGGAAGGUUGUAUCGUUUCAGCCUGUUGCUUUCCACCAAUUAUGUCAAAUUAUGAUGGGAAAAAAUUAUAAAAAUAGACUAGAAGUCACAUCUAUCGUCAAUGAAAAAUGUCAUCUCGAAGAACUAUCAAAACCAAAAGAAAACAGAUCUUACAGUCAGGUGAAGAGAAACCAAGAUUUAGAAAGUGUGUAAAGACUGGAUGUCCAGCUGAUAAACCAGAAUGUUUUGCAAAUGGAGUGGAAAGCUGUUGUGGUAAAGGUUAUACAUCCAGAUGGUAUCAUUUAUCUGAUGGGGAACAUUUCUGUAAUGAAUGUUUUGACCAUUACUACAGAAGUCAUAAAGAUGGUUUUCAAGCUUACGACCAAUGGAAAAAACAUUGGAAUGGUACGAGUCAGCAACAAGGUAAUUUAAAGAUGUUUAUGGCUGAACGGAUUCUACCUUAUUGGGUUAAAUGUUGUGACUGUGGAAAAUGGCGUCAAUAUCCAAUAACUGAAGGGGAUUUAACCACUGAUGUUGUUGAAUCAUGGACUUUAGAAUGUACUGGUAUACAAAAAAUUUAUUAUAGAAAAGCAAUGAAGACAAUAUUGAAAGCAACUUAUGCAACAGUGAAGAAGAUGAGCGAUGCAUGCCAUUGCACUACAGGACACUGGUUUGCAGGUCUUUCAUACAGACCUCUUUUAAAGUUUAGUCCUACUGCCGUUGCUUUCUUCGUUUUUCUUGAUGGUCUUGGAUUAAGUCCAACUGACAACAACUGGGAUGAUAAAAGUGUUAAAGAAAAACUUGCUCAAGCUGAAAUAAGACCAUUUUCUCAAUCUGAGAUGGAUGGCUGUUAUGCAUUCUGUUUUCAACCGGACGUUAUGGAGGAGAAUGAAUUGCAAUAUUUUUCCGAGUUUGCUAGAACACCUGGCAUAUAUUUAGCAAUGCGAAAUCUUAUUUUGACAUUAUGGUGUUUAAACUACAAGCAAAUUCUAACGCUUGAUAAAUGUGUAAGUCAUUUGAUCAUCCGUGGCUUGGUUCGUAUCUCGUUAAUUCAACAUAUGGAGAGAAUUCUUAAUUAUCUAACUGUAAAAGGAUUCAUAAACUAUGGAAUACUUGAAAGUACUUCUCAAAUUCAGUUUCCAAUCACCUCUAAACCAUUUUCCAGUUAUCAUGUCAUUGUUAUCGGUGCCGGAACGUCAGGGCUAGGUGCAGCGAAACAGUUGCAUAAUUUUGGAGUUAAGGUUACGAUCUUGGAGGCUCAAGGUCGCAUUGGUGGUCGUGUUCAAGAUGAGAAUAUUGGAAAUGUCAUUGUUGGUAAAGGUGCACAGAUAAUGAAUGGUUGUAUCAAUAAUCCAAUGGCAAUAAUUGCUAAACAAUGUGGACAUGUUAUGAAAUGUCUUGGGGAUAAAUGCGAUCUCAUUGAAGAAAAUGGAGACGCGAUCAAUGAGGAAUUUGACAGUAAAGGAGAUUUUCAUUUCAAUGCUUUACUUGAUGCUGUUGCUGAUUGGCGGAAACAAAAUGAAUGUGAUUGUUCAUUGGAUGAAAAACUUUCUGAAAUUCACAAAGAGUUCUUGGAUCAAACAGCAACGGACUUUCCACCGGAAUCGGAGAGACUGUUGAACUUCCAUUUUGGGAAUCUUGAGUACGCAUGUGCAGCACCGUUGGAUAAAGUAUCUGCAUUGUGCUGGGAUCAAAACGAGACCUUUCCACAGUUCCAAGGCAACCAUACUAUUCUGACUCAUGGAUAUGAGAGCAUUCUGCAACGUCUUGCAAAAGGUCUUGAUAUACAUAUGAACACUGAGGUCAUUUCAAUCGAUUAUUCUACUGAAGCUAUUUCAGUGAGAACUAAAGAUGGACGUAUAUUUAUCGCCGAUAAGGUUAUUGUCACUGUUCCAUUGAGUUUGUUGAAGUCUGAAACUAUCGCAUUUACUCCAAAAUUACCAGAAGAAAAGAUUAAAUCCAUUAAGAGACUUGGUGCGGGUCUCGUUGAAAAGGUAAUAUUGUCCUUCCCAAGAUGCUUUUGGUGGAAAUUGUGUGAGAAAACUGAAUCAUUUGGACAUAUACCUUCUUCUAAAGAAAACAGGGGAUUUUGUGGUAUUUUUUAUGACUUGUCCUCAAAGACCACCUAUGGUAAAAAGAAGAAAGGAAAUAUUUAUGUUCUAAUGACGGUUCUUGCUGGAAAUUCAGCUGUUGAAGCUCAAGAAAUGGAAGAUAAAGAAAUUGUCGAGCGAUGUUUGAAAAUCCUUCGAUCUAUGUUUCCAGAUGAAACUGUUCCACAACCUUAUGAAAGCAUUGUUACACAUUGGGGAAAGGAGAAGUUUUCAAAAAUGGCAUAUUCGUAUAUCGCUACUGGUGCUAGCGGUGAGGACUACACUAAAAUGAGUGAAGAUGUUGAAAAAAGAUUGUAUUUUGCUGGAGAGGCCACCAACAGAGACUUUCCUCAAACUGUAACUGGAGCGUAUCUGAGUGGUCUUAGAGAAGCGUAUAAAGUCCAUAAUGAUUUAAUAAACGAAGUAAGAAAAUGAUUUUCAAACAGAAUAGUAUUAUAUAAUAUUUAUUAAAUUUGGUCCUUGUACAUUUGUGAUUUGUUACUGUAAAUUUUGUUGAAACAAUCCAGAUAAUGCGUGGACAUGCUAUGCUUUUCAUUUUUCCAAUUACUUUUUUAUAACAAAGUUCUAUAUUCGAAAGCUGUUAUUACACAAACGCUGAUUAAUACUGAGUCAAUGUACAAUUUAAUUCCUUGUUUUAUGCAUCCUAAAAUUUACUGAAACUAUGGUUCUUGUCUGGGACAAAAUAUAUUAUAUUUUUCAAUAAUGCAUACAUAUAUUUAUUUCAAUACAUAUUUUUACAUUCGAUGAAACAUCGAUUUACGAAGUCAUAUUAAACAUGUAUUUAUGUUACAUAAGGAUGAUUCCAAUUAAACAGUUUCUCGUCA
Messenger RNA from Xenia sp. Carnegie-2017, 3181 nucleotides. Its product is annotated as lysine-specific histone demethylase 1B-like. The coding region runs from base 375 to 2771 and encodes 798 amino acids. Lineage: Eukaryota; Metazoa; Cnidaria; Anthozoa; Malacalcyonacea; Xeniidae. The transcript has 19 exons. Gene Ontology annotation, molecular function: oxidoreductase activity; protein binding. The record is from RefSeq and is a predicted model, not a curated record.